AUGAAACCGCAGUCCAAAUCAAACAUCUAUCAAAUACCGUGCGAAUGCGGAGCAACAAACGUAGGAGAAACGAAAGUAGGUUUUCACCAACGAAUGAUCCAACAUGAAAAGUUAAUCGAACAAGAUGACGAUAACUCAAAGUCCGAAAUGGUCCAACAUCACCAUCAAAAAGGGUGGCAAUGCAUGUUAGAUACAGAAAAAGCGUUCAUUAUCGAAGAUGAAAUUGACAGGCGGAAAAGGAGAAUCAAAGAGUCGAUAUAUUCAACUGUUUCUCAAUCAAUUAACAGACGAAAUGAAAUUGAGAAAUUAUGGACGCCAUUGCUUUAUGAAGUAGAACCAUCGAUAAAAGGCAUCAUAUCGAGUCGAGAAAGAAAUUUCAGCGACAAACGAUCGGUUCAAAGGCAGGACGGUGAUAGUGGGACGGCAGAAGAAGAAGAAGAUUAA
Messenger RNA from Didymodactylos carnosus, 444 nucleotides. NCBI's taxonomy places the organism in Eukaryota, Metazoa, Rotifera, Eurotatoria, Philodinida, Philodinidae. The record is from the annotation of a GenBank genome assembly.